Molecule: messenger RNA, 450 nt
Organism: Gossypium arboreum
Lineage: Eukaryota; Viridiplantae; Streptophyta; Magnoliopsida; Malvales; Malvaceae
Exons: 5
Coding region: 1-450 (149 amino acids)
Biological process (GO): rRNA processing
Cellular component (GO): Mpp10 complex; small-subunit processome; nucleolus
Molecular function (GO): snoRNA binding; rRNA primary transcript binding
Source: RefSeq, a predicted model, not a curated record
AUGCAGACAAUCCAUGGCCAGGUUAUAUCUGAAAUUAUUGAAAGUUGCCGUGCGCAUGGGUUUACAGAUGUUAUUUUGGUUCAUGAACAUCGGGGUAUACCAGAUGGUUUCAUCAUAAGUCAUCUACCUUUUGGUCCCACAGCAUACUUUGGAUUACUCAAUGUGGUGUUUCAAUGUCUGUCUCAUGUUUCUGUGCAUCGAUACAUAAAGUAUAAAGACGCAUAUAUAGCUCUGAGCCCUGAGCCAAUAGAAGAAGUGCAUCAUACCUAUGAGAAGCCUGGAGGUCCUAAAUCAGUUGAGUUAAAGGAGAUUGUAAAAUUAGGAACAAUGGAGCAGAGUGAAGCUCUGAUUGAAUGGGUUAUUAGACCCUACAUGACCACAACUAAGAAACGCAGCUUCAUUGGGAACGACCCUGAACCAGAUGAUAAAAGAAACAGAAAUAACGCUUGA